AUCACAUAGGCCCUGGUCCUCCGCUUUGAGUUUAUUGGCACACACACUCCAGAAUGAACGCCCUUUGCUCGCUUCUCUUAGUGCUAGGACUACUAGGGCUCGCGAGCGGCCAGGAGUCCGGCGUGAUCAGGGGGAGAGUUCUUGUACCACCCGGCGUGAACCACUCAACGACCACGAUUAUCCUGCACACCUCGACGGGCGAGGAGCUGCGCACGUACGUGAACGCGGAGGGCGCGUUCGCCUUCCAUGACGUGCCUAGCGGCGUGCAACUGCUGCAACCCUUCAACCUGCAUCUGGUGUACCCCGAGGUGCGGCUCGAGGUGAACCGCAAGGGUGUGGUGUCGCGCGCCGCGCUCAGCCACAACCGCAACAUGGUGCUGAACCUGCCGCUGACUCUGCGGCCCGCCAUGGAGGCCGCCUACUACGAGAAGCGCAAGCCCUUUGACGCCUGGUCCUUCAUCAAGAGCCCCUACGGCAUCAUGAUCGUGUUCUCGCUGUUCGCCAUCGUGGUGUUCCCGCGCCUCAAGAUGGACCCGGAGGACUACAAAGAGAUGCAGGACGCCAUGAAGGUGCAGGGCGGACCCGGGGCCGGCGGCGCGGCGGGCGCCAUUGGCGGCGGCCAGCAGGCGCCGCGGCUGCGGCAGUAGGGGUCCUGUGGAAGCUGUGGCUUUAGGCUGAGAGGGAGGAGGGCCGCAGAGGGAGGCGAGGUGGAGGUGCAUGUAUUGCGGGAAGUGGGCGCGGAGGUGCAGGUGUGUGUGCCUGAGACGGCAGGCCUGGGCAGGCGGAGGGGACCGGGACCUCAAUGGAGGGCCGCCGGGACGAGGUCCCUUGCGCGGGUGACACCAGGAUGGUGCUGCGUCCGCCAGUUUGGGCGAAGGGGCAUCAGGAGGCGAUCGAUUGCAUCUGCGGUAUUGGUGUAGACUGGUAAAGGCUACCGUAGUUCCCACGCAACAGUCGGUCGCGGACAAGCGGUUGACAGCAUUUGGCAAGUCUAGUACGCCCGGGUCGUGUGCCGUCCGUGCGUUACAUCCCUGCCGAGGGCAAGCUGCCGGGUCCAGUUUGUGCAGUCGGUGACAACCUGGCAAUGCAUAGACACACCCUGUGGGCGGAACACGGAAGUUCUACGACACACAAGUAUAUAACCCUGCGGACGGCGCCCUGGGGCAUCUAGAUGUGUCUUUUACCGACUGUCCUACGGGUGCGACCGGGCUACUAACCAAACCAGACAACUGACCUGACAGUGUAAGACACGCACCUGCCGC
Messenger RNA from Chlamydomonas reinhardtii, 1262 nucleotides. RefSeq lists its product as uncharacterized. The record is from RefSeq and is a predicted model, not a curated record. Gene Ontology annotation, cellular component: EMC complex. The transcript is spliced from 5 exons. NCBI's taxonomy places the organism in Eukaryota, Viridiplantae, Chlorophyta, Chlorophyceae, Chlamydomonadales, Chlamydomonadaceae. Bases 54 to 647 code for a protein of 197 amino acids.